Messenger RNA from Calidris pugnax (ruff), 4687 nucleotides. It is a transcript of the gene CSRNP1, whose product is annotated as cysteine-serine-rich nuclear protein 1. The coding region runs from base 41 to 1780 and encodes 579 amino acids. Lineage: Eukaryota; Metazoa; Chordata; Aves; Charadriiformes; Scolopacidae. The transcript has 4 exons. Gene Ontology annotation, biological process: regulation of transcription by RNA polymerase II. Gene Ontology annotation, cellular component: nucleus. The record is from RefSeq and is a predicted model, not a curated record. Gene Ontology annotation, molecular function: sequence-specific DNA binding; DNA-binding transcription factor activity, RNA polymerase II-specific.
CCUCGCUUUAUUUUGCUUUUCUCCUUUGUUUUCCAGUUAUAUGAAAAACCACGGAGCCACCAUGAGUGGAGUAUUGAAAAGGAAGUAUGAAGAGCUGGGGGAUGACAGUACCUACUGCUCCUCCUCCUCCUGCUCCCCCCUCUCCUCCUCGGCAUCCUCGGGCUGGGAGUCGGACGAGGAGAGCUCCCACGGAGAGCCCAAGCCCAGCUCUGCCUUAACGCCCAGCUUUACCCCCACGUCUAUCCUGAAGAAAUCCAAGCGACUAAAGAAGAACAAUGUGGAGUUUGACCGGGUCACUGUGUUUUACUUCCCACGCUGCCAGGGGUUCACGAGCGUGCCUAGUCGUGGGGGCUGUACCCUGGGGAUGGUGAGCAAACACAGCUCCUCCCGGCAGUUCACGCUAGCCGAGUUUUCAAAGGAACAGGAAAACGUUCGUCGGGAGAAACUGGGAGAGAAAUUAAAGGAGGAGAAGUUGGAAGCGUUGAAAUGGAAACUAACCAUGAACGGCACGAAGGAGUCAGAGGAGGCCAACCAGCUCACCAUUGAGGACAUCUCCGACGACGACAUCGACGUCAGCAACGUGGACCUGGAGGACGGCUUCUUCCUCCAGCCCUACCCUGCCAAGAAGAGGCGGGCCCUGCUGAAAGCCGUGGGGGUGAAGAAGAUCGACAAGGAGGAGAAGAGGGAGCUGCACAACAUCCGCCUGUCCCGGGAGGACUGCGGCUGCGACUGCCGGGAGGUCUGCGACCCGGAGACCUGCAGCUGCAGCUUGGCUGGAAUUAAAUGUCAGAUGGAUCACACUUCCUUCCCCUGCGGCUGCACCAAGGACGGCUGCGGCAACACCGAGGGCAGGAUCGAGUUCAACCAGGCCCGCGUGCAGACCCACUUCAUCCACACCAUCAUGAAGCUGGAGCUGGAGAAGCAGCAGCAGCAGCAGAGCAGCGAGAAGGUGGCAGAGGCUGAGCCCCCUUUUCGGGAGCGGCUGUCGCCCUUGGGAUGUGCAACGGGGAAGGGCUCCCUGGAGGAGCGUGCGGUGCCGCUGGCACCCGCCUUCCAGUUCAGCCCCGACCUGGAAGCCCUGGGGGAGAACAGCUGCAGCAGCGACAUGACGGACUCCUCCAUCUCCUCCCACCCCAGCGAGGACCUGGAGGAACCCUACGAGAGCCUCCCCUCCGACAAAUCCCAGUCGGACGUGGACGACGACGGCCUGGCGCGCAUCCUCCACUUCAACGACUCGGAUGCCGAGGAAGAGAGCGGCCGUGGCCAGGAUGACCUGAGCUGCUUCCACCACGCCGAUUUCUUCAUCGAGGACCACAGCAGCGAGGCCAAGCCUGUCCCCAGCCACUUGUCCCACCUCUCUGAGUGCCUGGAUGAGAACGCCAACCAGGACGGCGGGGGUUUGCUGGAGGACGCUGCCCACGCGCGGUGCGAUGGGCUGUCCUGCUGCGCCUCCUCCCCGGCCGAGCCCUGCUCCAAGAGCUACGCCGACCUCAGCCUUUCCUCUGACUCCUUGGAUUUCUUCCAGUCCUUCUCGGACUAUAACUUGGGACCCCUUUACAACUCCUUAAAGGAGUACGAGAACCUCGAUAACUUCUCAGCGUUACAGUUUCAGUUGCCUAAUUUCCCCGGCUUCCCUCAAGCUGGAGAUCAGGGCUCCUGUUUGUUGGAGUCCCUCAUCGGUUUGUCCGAAUCCGUCCCUGAAACCCCGGCCCCUUUCACAGACAAUCAACUUUUGGAGGAUGCCAUCAAGUCGUCCCUGAUGGAGACGGUUAAAGUGUGAAAUGCCCGUGUGGCUCGGACAGCAAGGACUAGUGCUGAAAGAAAAAACCAAGGAACAGUUGGAUGGGCAAACUUUCACUGAAAGGAUGAUGCGCUACUCAAAAAAUAAGGAGGAAAAAAAAAAACAAAACAAAAAAACCCCCGACUUUCUAAGCAAACAAACUAUUUUUGGUCUUUAUAGAACGUGGACGUUUUGACAUACUGCACCUACAAUCAGUUCUCUCCCUGUUUGUGCAAAAAUUUCUAAACUUUCGUGACGGGGUGGGGUGGGGAGGGAGGGCAAAAGACUUUCACGUAUGAAUUUCCUUGUGUUUUGUAUGAAAAGACCUGUCGAGAAAUACUCCUCGCUAACGUUGCCAGUCGUACACGCAGCCCCUUCUAGAAACGUUUCAGUGUUGCAGGAGCUUUUUAAGACAACUUUUUGAAGCUGUAUUUAUUGUGAAAAUCCAUGGUUUACGUAAGAGUUUGCCCGACAUACUCUUACGUUUAAAUCGGACAAGGUUUACAGAAGAGAUCCAUACACUAUAUACAUAAUCAUUCUUCAUCUAUUUAUUGCAAAUUCCAGAAUUUAACUAGCCACCGAAGCUUGAACUAGCAUGAAACCUUAUUUAAAUUGGUAAUACCUCAGAUGUAUUAUGUGUACAAUCAUAUUUUUUUGCAUAAUAUAUCUGUAUUUAUUUAUUUUCUACCUGUAGUACGUGAAUAGCACUGUGGUUUCUCAAUGACCUGGAAGGGCAAUAAGGUCUUCAGCAGCACCUGUCCUAAAGGUGACCCUGGUUUCUCUGAGUCUGAAAGGUGUUGGCUGUUUGGUCUUCGCUUUGCAUCUCUAGAGGAGCCAAAUGCAAGCGGGUGGGUGGUGAGGGACGGUGGGGACACAUUGGUGCAGCAUCCUUUGGUCACCAUCGGCCCUCCAGUAGACACAAUGAUGGUGUCCCAUCUCCAUGAAACAAGCAAAGCCCUCAACUAUUCAAGAAAUGACACCAACUAGCUCUAUUUAAACAAACAAACAAACCCAACCCAAGCCCUUUUCAUAAAUUAUUUUAUAAUUUAUUUAAUUUCCUGAGGAUUUGGCCAUGAGAUCUUUCAUGAUCAGUUAUGGUGCCUGACUAUGCAGAGGAACCGUUGAGUGUAAUGAGAAGGACCUUUGCAGUCCUGGGUGGGGGAGCUUCGGGAGAGCCAACGCUGUGCUCAUGCUCCCCAGCAAGUGCUCCUCAGGGCUCCCCAACGUUGAAGGUGUCGCAGCUCCAAAAUCUAGUGGGUCAGACUGUUUAUACUAUUAUUUUUAAAUAUAGGUAAAUCAGGUCAAUCAAGUAAAAUAGAUGAAUAUGAAGGUUACUGGGUUAUUUAUCCUUUGAGUACGGUUUUAGAGGGAAGAAAAAAUAAUGCCUGAAAACAAAGCUGAAAAAUUCAAAGGCUUUUGUUUUUUAAAAAGAGAAGAAUCAUGUUUUGGGGGCCCUCUUGGCAUUUUACUACUUAAGUCAGUCUGAGAACAUGACACUAUUUGGCCAUGUGAUGUAACUGGACAUAAAACCUGUACGUCAGUGAUACACUAAGUGCCUACGCCAGUGGUAUGGAAAAAAAAAACAAACACAAAAGGACUUUAAAACCUACCAGCUUUAAAUUGCCCUUUGGGAAACGUGACAUUUGGUGAUGGGAGUGAUUCCUGGCAUUACUGGCACUGGGGGAAGGCGACAGCUCUGGCACCCCAGCCCUGCAGCCCCAGGAGCGGGGUGCUGGUGGGAGCUCCCAGGGGGUGCAGAGACACCCAGGUGGGGGAGGAAAAUACCUAAAAUACGGAUUUGAAGAUUUUUCCAUUGGCUGAACUGUUCAUAGGACGGGGAUGGUGCUCUUUGGUACCUGCUGUCCCACCAGCACCUGAUGCAAACCCGCCGGCGAUUUAGGAAACUUCUGGCGUACGAAUAUGGCAAAGGCUGGGGUUUGGGGUAUUAUUUUAUUUUUUUUUAAUAUUAUUAUUAAUAUUUAAUUGUACAUCUUCUCUGGUAUUGAGCCGGUCAACUCGGAAGCGGAGCUGACCCUCCGUGGCUGUGAGGGGGUGCUCGCCCCCUGCAUCCUCCCGCAGAGCAUCAUCCUGGGGUCCUCCCCGCCCGGCAGGAGGGCGACUGGAGGAAUACUACUGGCAGAUGGAGGAUUUCCUGGAUUACAUAUAUAUUAUUAUAUUAUUAUUAUUAUUAUUAUUUUUGUUGUUGUCGUCGUCGUUUCUUUAGACCGAAAAAUCCCCUUCAGUUAUCUCCUAGGUGGUAGUUUCUAUCCUUCAGACUGCAUCAAAAAUACUGACAGUUGAAAGUCUGGUACCGUUCUGUAUUUAUUGGCACUAAUAUAUUUUAUAACAUUCCUAGGUUUCUCUGCAUAUAUAUAUAUUUAUAUAUAUAAAAUAUAUACAUAUAUUUUAUAUAUAUAUACACACACUUUUUUAAAAUGAAAGACAGGGAUGGACUCCUGCCUUUGUGGAUUUUUUUUCUAUAAUUUAUUCUUUUUAUUUGUGUUGGUGCCAAAAAAGAAAAAAAAAGAUUUUUUUCUUUUUUUUUUUCCCCCAGGGCACUGAAUUGUAAAUAUACAAUUUUUUUUUUUUUUUUUCUUCUCGGUAUCUGUGUAAAAAGUUGCCUGUUAAACAGUUUAAAAACUGGGUAUUUAUUGACACAAUCUGUAAUUAUCUAAUGUAUUGAUUGAAACGCUUUGGUUUCAACAUAGCUUUAUUUUAGCUUUCUUUGUGUAUAUAUUGUGAUUAUGUUGCUUAAAGGUACAAGUUAAAAAAAAUGCUUUAUUUUUACCUUAUCCAUUUGCAUUUGUUUAUAAAAAAGCAUAUUUGUCUACAGCUGCUGUCUCUCAUUUCAUCAAAGCAAUAUGAAGAAAUUUCCAUUACACUUUCAAUAAAAGAAUUUUGUUUGAA